AUGUGUAUAGAUUUUACCAAUCUCAACAAGGCUUGUCCCAAAGAUAGCUUCCCUCUUCCUUCUAUUGACAGACUUGUUAAGAUGUCCUCUGACAACAAAUUCAUGAGCUUUAUGGAUACUUUCUCUAGAUAUAAUCACAUCUCCAUGGCUCCCAAAGAGCAAGAGAAAACAACUUUUGUUAUAAAAGAAGGCUUUGUGAUCUCGGAGAGGGAAAUUGAAGUGAACCCUAAGAAUAUUCAAGCUAUCCUAGAAAUGCCCCGUCCGAAGACAAUAAAGGAUAUCCAACGGUUGAUUGGAAUGGUGGUCGCACUCAACAGAUUUGUGUCACAAAUGGCUGACAAAUGGUUACUUUUAUUCAAGGUCUUGCACACCUCUUUUUCUUGGAUAGAGGAAUGCCAAAUAGCUUUUGGGAAGAUCAAAGAGUAUCUUACAUCUCCUCUGUUACUAAUGUCACCUCAUGAAGGAGAUACCCUUUACUUAUACCUCGCCACGUCUGAUUAA
Gossypium arboreum is the source of this 501-nucleotide messenger RNA. RefSeq lists its product as uncharacterized. The coding region runs from base 1 to 501 and encodes 166 amino acids. The record is from RefSeq and is a predicted model, not a curated record. The transcript is spliced from 2 exons. NCBI's taxonomy places the organism in Eukaryota, Viridiplantae, Streptophyta, Magnoliopsida, Malvales, Malvaceae.